GCCGCGCGUCGCGUGAGCUGAGCUCCGGUGGGUGUGGAGUCGGUACCAACAACCGUGAGCUUCUGAAACAGAAUUACGAAUGAACCCUCCGCAGCCCGUCUCCCGUCGCCCCGGCCCGACCUCAUGGAUCCCGGAGGAAGUGAGCUGGACUCCAGCCUGCCGCAGGCCGACAGCCCGUGUCUGAUCGUGGAGGACUCGCAGCCGGACAGCGUCGCCUUGGAGGACGACCCCGAGACCAGCUACCGAGCCCUGCUGGCCCGGCGCCUGUCCAGCCUGCAGCCCACCUCCCGCAGCCCGGUUCUGGAGCUGAUAUCCUCCCCGCUGGGUAGCAGAUACUCUCAGAGUGACAGCCAAUCAGAGAGCUCCCAGAGUAACAACCAAGCUGAACCCGGCGUUGUGAUGGAGGCCGAUCCCAGUUCUGCCAUCGAGGAGGAAAGUCCGGCUCUCUUUGUUUGCCCUCCCAACAAGAACAAGUGUGUCCCCGAGGACGGAGACGUGGACCCCGGGGCCGACUCCACCACGCACUGCGUCCAGUCUGAGGGGGAACCGUCUCAGUUCGACUUCCUGGAGCUCUCCCAGAGUCAGGACCAGAGGGGGGAGGCGGCCAACAGCCGGCAGGAAGAGGAAGAGGAGGAGGAGGAGGAGCCCCAGCCGGGCAGCGAGGGACGCACCAGAUUAGCAGGUCAGAACUUCAGCUUACGGUCUUCAGAGAGUCAGGACAACAAAGCUUUGAGAUCCUCGGUUCUUGACAGCGCUCCCCUCGUGUCCUCCAGGUCCGAGGUGAGCUCCAGCAGCUCGUCUGCGAGGCCCCUGGGGAUCCAGGCCCUGCUGCACUCUGAGGGCCCGCAGGCCUCCGGCGAGCAGGACGGCGAGGGCCCGUCCUCGCAGGACGACAUGUUCGACGCCGACAAGACCGGUGCCGCGGUGGACAGCACGGUGUCCGAGCCGGAGCAGCCGGGCCGGCCGGCUCAGAGCCUCGGCCUGCUGCAGCUGUCCGGCCGGGCGGCGCUGGUCCAGGAGAGUCUGUCCCAGGACUACGUGUCCCCGACCCCGGACCCCUUCCCCCACACGCCGCUGAUCAUUCCCAGCUCGCCGACCGACCCGGACGCCGAGCACGGUGCCGAUGAGCCGAUGGACACGUCUCUGCCCCCGGAGGACCGGGCGGGAGGGAAGGGGGAGGAGCCUAUGGACACGGAGGCCGCCUCUAAGCCACACCCAUCCGCCUCCACUCCCGUCUCCCAGAAUGCACCUGGUUUUGCGUUGGAGCGAACGCUGUCGCUGCCCUCACAGCCCGAGUUCUCUCACGAUGCGUUCGCCCCGACUCAGAGCCAGGAGGCGGCGCCGCGGCCCGAUACGAAGACGAGCGCCGCGCCGUCGGCGUCCUUCGCGCUGCCGCCGCUGCUCUCCUCGGAGCUGGAGGAGGACGACAGCCAGGCCACGCAGAUCGAGGAGCUGGGCGGCGCCGCCGAGAGCAACGGCGUCCCGCCGGAGCCUGCGACGCCCAGCGGCGCUAAAGCCGCGGUCCAACCGGCGAAGCCGCGCGGCGCCGACGACUCGUGCGAAGCGGCGCGGAAGUCCGACGUGCCCAAAAAGACUUCUCCGGAUGCGGAACGCGUGGACGCCGAGGACGGCGCGGUGUCCUGUUCGCAGACGAAGCUCGACUCCUCCACCUGCGUGCAGGAGACUCCUCCCCACGCAGAAGCCACGCCCCUCCUCGGGUUUCCCUCGCCGCCGCCGUCCGCGGCGAAGUGUUCCGUGGACUCGGGGGAGGGAGGAGGAAGUGCAAAAGGUCCGGAAGUAAAGUCGCUGCCGCAGGAGCGAGGAGCGUCGGGUAACAGUCAGGCGGCGAAGAAGCAGAAGCGGGGUGACGAAGAGGAGGAGGAGGAGGGUUCGGGAAUGGCUCUGGUCCUCUCCCACAGCCACAUGUUGUUCCAUGAGCCCAUGGAGGAGGAAGAGGAGGGAGGAGCAGACGACAGCGUCGUCGUGGUCACAGACAGCGAGCGAGACGCUCGGGCGAGCGCCGGCUCGACCAAUCGGCCGACCGGAGGCAACGCGCCCGUCUCCACCAACGGCCACGAGCCGCGGGCUCAGGCGAAGCGGGGCCACGCGGCGCCUGAUAGGCUCUCCCAGCCCGAGAGGGCGGGGCCUGAACCCGAGGGGCUCAGAGACAAGAGCCUGAGUGACAGCUCUGGAGAGAUUUCCUUCCACUUCACGCUUCCUAAAGAAGGGGAUCUGAUUGGUCCUGUCGUUGGAGCCACGCCCCCUCUAAUCAACCAGCUGAAGCAGACGCUGAGACACAGCACCCCCAUCGAGAUCUCGUCCUUCUCUGAGAAGUCGGGCGUGGCGUGCGACGCGGCCAUGGCGGCCAUGACGGCCAGCGACAUCGCGUCGGGCGAGAGCGGAGACGACGCCACGGAGAAGGAGGGCGGGAAGCUGAGCCUCAGGAUGAAGCUGGUGACGCCGGUGGAGGAAGGAAGCUCUGAGCGCUUCAGCCUGCAGAAGCCGGCGCUGUCGGAAGAGGAUGGAUCGGUUGCCAAGGUUACCGCUGUUGCCAAGGCUGUAACCAGCAGCCCCUCUGUGUUCAGUCGAGUCCGGCAGGCGCACAGACAGCAGGAAGCCCGGGAGGAGCUCCAGGCUGCAGGCAACACCACACCUGUCAGAGGGCCGCUGCCCUCCUCCCCACAGAGGAGCUCCCCGGCGUCCUCUCUGGGGUGCAGCAGCCUCCCCAACAGCCAAUCGGAGCCCUCGCACCAGGAAGCGCCGGCGGCGCCGCAGGAGACGACCCGCAAGGCGCCACCGGGCCCCGCCGAGGACGGCCGAGCCCUGGAGACGCCCGCCCAGAGCAGGACGGAGGCCCGGCCGCGAGACGGCACCGUCACCUCCAGCCCGUCCAACAAGCUCCGUCAGCGAACCGUAUCCCAGCAGACGAGCUUCGAUGGCAGGGGGGAACCGGAGUCUCCGUCCUGUAGACGAGCCGCUGGCCCCGCCCACCGCAGACACGUGCGCACCGUCCAGGAAGUGCGCACCACCGUCACGCGAGUCAUCACCGACGUUUACUACGAGGACGGAAAAGAGGUGGAGCGCAAAGUCACGGAGGAGAGCGAGGAGCCGGUGGUGGACUGCCAGGUGCUGGACGGCGACGUCUCUCCGUGCCGUACGGGCAACAGCUCCGUGACCUCCGGCGACCUCGCCGACAUCAGCUCUCUGUCGUCCAAGGCCUCCAGCCUGCAGCACAGCUCGGGGGGCACCAGCAGCAGCGGCUUCGCGCGGCCCGACUUCAUCAUGCCGCCCAUCCGCGGGGCGUUCAGUCCCAGGAGGGGAGGCGGGCAGCAACAGAGGGGUCAGCGGGGUCACAGGGCGGGGUCAGCGGUCACGCUGGACAGAGGCCUCGGGCCCCCGGGCCUCCAGGCUCUCGGCCCCACGACCCCCCGAGGGAGGGCGAGGAGGGGCCGGCCCCGGUCCCGGUUCUCCACCUCCAGGGGCGUCGGCUCCCCGCGGCCGCUCGACGCCCGCGGCCCGCCUCCUUCCUCCUCGGAGGACGAGCCCUUCUCCCGCAUGCUGCCCCCCCGCCUCCCCGCCGACGGCGAGCUCCGCCCCCCCCUGCGCUCGUCGCCGGAGGAGGCGAACUCGGCCGGCGGCAGCUUCGUGGGCCUGAGGGUCGUCGCCAAGUGGUCGUCUAACGGGUACUUCUACUCGGGGUGCAUCGUGGGGGACGCCGGCGAGGGGAGCUACCGCCUGAGGUUCGACGACGGCUACGAGUGCGAGGUGGCGGGGAGGGACAUCCUGCUGUGUGACCCCAUCCCCAUGGAGACGGAGGUCACCGCCCUGCUGGAGGACGAGUACUUCAGCAUAGGUGUGGUGCGGGGCCAUAAGACGGAGGGCCAGGAGCUGCUCUACAGCGUGGAGAAGGACGGCGAGCAGCAGUGGUACAACCGCACGGCCAUCAUCCUGUCUCUGGAGCAGGGCAACAAGCUGAGGGAGCAGCACAGCCUGGGGCCCUACGAGCCCCGCCCCCCGGUGCCCAAGGCCUCCGACAUCAGCCUCGACAACCUGGUGGAGGGCAAGCGGCGGCGCAGAGGGGCCCCCGAGGGCCCGGCCACGCCCGACCGCAGCCCCCGGACCCCCGGCCCCUCCGGCAAGAGGAAGCUGAUGGCCUCCGACAACACCAGGACGCCGGCCAAGAGGGGGCGCCGGGGCGCGGGCGCACGAGCCGCAGCCCAGCGCCCCGGGCUGGUCAACACCUCCGGCAGCGGCACGGACCUCGCCGUGCGGCCCGGCGCCGUGGCGGAGACCCACGGGCCGCCGCCCCAGAACCCCACGCUCUUCAUGGGCUUCGCCUUCAUGCUGACGACCUCGUCCGAGAUCGACCGGCUCGCCAACCGGCACGGCAGCGACGACGAGGACGACGACGACGCCGUGCAGACCGGCCCGUACAACAAGGCGUACACAGAGUCCCAGCUGCAGGCGGGGGGGGGCUUCGUCCUGCAGGACUUCAACGAGGAGCAGUGCAAGGCGGCCUACCAGAGCCUGCUCAUCGCGGACCAGCACUGCCGCACCAGGAAGUACCUGCUGUGCCUGGCGAGCGGCGUGCCGAGCGUGUCGCACAUCUGGGUGAGAGACUGCUGCCGAGACAACAAGCUGCUCAACUACCGCAACUACCUGCUGCCGGCCGGCGUGGGCCCCGACGACGCCAUCGUGGAGUGGCAUCCGCGCAGCAGCCCGUUCAAGGCCCUGCGGGUCCUGCUGGUGUUCGAGCAGCCGGUGGAGCUCUGGGUGCAGCUGGUCGCGCUGGGCGGAGGUUCCCCCGUCCGGCAGUUCCCCACAGACAAAGACGCCUCGGACGUUCCCGCCGGCCGGUUCGACGUGGUGGUGACGGACCGCUCCUGCCCGGCGGCGCUGGAGAAGGCCGUGACCUCACAGGAAGUCCCGCUGGUGUCCCCCGAGUGGCUCAUCCAGAGCGUGAUCCGCGGCGAGCGCCUGGGCUUCACCGGCAAGCCGCAGUACCGCCACGACUUCUCCUCCUCCUCUUCAUCGUAAUCCGAGCCCACGGCCCUCGCCAGACGUUCCGCAUCGUUCCGCUGCCGCAUGCCUCCGCUGUACAGACGCCGCCAUCUUUAUCCACCAUGUUUUUAACGGCUAAUAAAUUGUGACUCGUUUCAUUUUAA
Molecule: messenger RNA, 5165 nt
Organism: Pseudoliparis swirei
Lineage: Eukaryota; Metazoa; Chordata; Actinopteri; Perciformes; Liparidae
Gene: tp53bp1
Product: tumor protein p53 binding protein, 1
Exons: 29
Coding region: 124-5037 (1637 amino acids)
Biological process (GO): positive regulation of transcription by RNA polymerase II; DNA damage checkpoint signaling
Cellular component (GO): nucleus
Molecular function (GO): histone binding
Source: RefSeq, a predicted model, not a curated record